Messenger RNA from Caenorhabditis briggsae, 276 nucleotides. Lineage: Eukaryota; Metazoa; Nematoda; Chromadorea; Rhabditida; Rhabditidae. The record is from RefSeq and is a predicted model, not a curated record. The transcript is spliced from 2 exons. Bases 1 to 276 code for a protein of 91 amino acids.
AUGGCCCAAAUGGUCGUUAUCUUCCUUUUUUUCAUUACUCUAUCAAAUGCUGCAUUAAUACCUCAUCCACAUCGUUUACAUCAGUUAAUCAGACAAGACAAUGAAUUCGAAAGAAACUGUUUCUUUUCUCCUGCCCAGUGCCUGCUUGGAAACUUCCCAAAAAGCUCAAACCUUCAACCCGUUCUACGAGUGUUCGAAGAAACUUCGUUGGACACAAUCUACUCAAAGCUAUUGAUCACCAGCAACCGGCCUGCUUUUUUCGGCUCCAGGAAAUAG